AUGGCUGUGGCCUCUGCUGCCCCAGGGAGCAUCUUCCGUAAGCAGCUCCUUUUCUGUCUCCUGGUUUUAAUAUUAUCUUGCGAUGCUUGUCGGAAAAUUUCUCUUCAAGUUCCUUCUCAUCUUCAGGCUGAAACACUUGUAGGCAAAGUGAAUCCAAAAGAAUGCUUCCAGUCAGCCAGCCUAAUUCUGUCAAGUGAUCCCGACUUCAGAAUUCUAGAAGAUGGCUCCAUCUACACAACACAUGACCUCAUUUUGUCUUCUGCAAGGAAAAGCUUUUACAUUUCUCUUUCAGAUGACCAGAGACAGGAACAGAAAGAGAUAGAAAUUGUACUGGAUGUGAGAGGAAAGAAGGUUCCCAAGAAGAGACACACAAAAGACCCAGUUCUCAAGCGCAGCAAGAGGCGAUGGGCCCCUAUUCCCUGUUCACUGAUGGAGAACUCCUUAGGUCCAUUUCCGCAACAUGUUCAGCAGGUCCAAUCUGAUGCUGCACAGAACUACACCAUCUUUUACUCCAUAAGUGGACCAGGCGUGGACAAAGAGCCCUUCAAUUUGUUCUACAUAGAUAAGGACACAGGAGAUAUCUUUUGUACGCGAAGCAUAGACCGUGAGCAAUAUGAACAGUUUCCGCUAUAUGCCUAUGCAACCACUGCAGACGGCUACGCGCCAGAGUACCCGCUCCCCUUGCUAUUCAAAGUUGAAGAUGAUAACGAUAAUGCUCCAUAUUUUGAAAACAAAGUGACUAUCUUUAGUGUGCCUGAAAAUUGUCGAACUGGAACUUCAGUGGGACAAGUGACUGCCAUAGACCACGAUGAACCUGACACUCUACAUACUCGUCUGAAAUAUAAAAUCUUACAGCAAAUCCCAGAUCAUCCAAAGCAUUUCUCCAUACAUCCAGAUACAGGUGUCAUCACCACAACUACACCUUUACUGGAUAGAGAAAAAUGUGAUACAUACCAGUUAAUAAUGGAAGUGCGAGACAUGGGGGGGCAACCUUUUGGUUUAUUUAAUACAGGAACAAUUACAAUUUCACUUGAGGAUGAAAAUGACAAUUCACCAUAUUUUACUGAAACAUCUUAUUUUACAGAAGUAGAAGAAAACAGAAUUGAUGUUGAGAUUUUACGAAUGGCGGUACAUGAUCAGGACUUACCAAACACUCCUCACUCAAAGGCUAUAUAUAAGAUCCUACAGGGAAAUGAAAAUGGAAACUUCAAAAUUAGCACAGACCCCAAUACAAAUGAAGCAGUCUUGUGUGUUGUCAAGCCAUUGAACUAUGAAGUGCAUCGCGAGGUUGUUUUGCAAAUUGGUGUACUUAAUGAAGCACAAUUCGCUAAAGCAGCAAACUCAAAAGCUCCUACUAUGUGCACUACAACUGUCACUGUUAAAAUUAAAGACAGUGAUGAGGGCCCUGAAUGCCAACCACCAGUAAAAGUUCUUCAGAGUACAGAUGGCCUCCCAGUUGGAAAAGAACUCCAGGGAUACAAAGCGUUGGAUCCGGAAACACGCAGCAGUGAAGGCUUAAGGUAUAAGAAGAUAGGAGAUGAAGAUAACUGGUUUGAAAUUAAUGAACACACUGGUGACUUGAGAACUAUAAAAGUGCUAGAUAGAGAAUCAAAAUUUGUAAAACACGACCAAUACAAUGUUUCCGUGGUUGCAAUGGAUGCAGCUGGCAGAUCAUGCACGGGAACCCUGGUAGUUCUUCUGGAAGAUAAUAACGAUCACCCACCGCAAAUUGAUAAAGAAGUGACAAUUUGCCAGCAUGCUAAGGAUUAUGCCGUUCUCGAACCUGUAGAUGCAGAUGGACCUGAGAAUGGUCCACCUUUUGAAUUCUUUCUGGAUAAUUCUGCCAACAAACUUUGGAAUUUAGAAACAAAGGAUGGUAAAACUGCCAUUCUUCGUCAGCGACAAAUUCUUGACUAUAACUAUUAUACUGUGCCUAUCAUAAUAAAAGAUAGACAUGGUUUAGAUGCAAAACACAUGUUAACAGUGAGAGUAUGUGACUGUACAACCCCAUCUGACUGUAAGAUGAAUAUUAAAAAUGUGAGAGAUUUUAAGCCAUCAAAUGUAAUACUUGGAAGAUGGGCUAUUCUUGCCAUGGUGUUGGGUUCUGCAUUGCUGUUAUGUAUUCUGUUUACUUGUUUCUGUGUUACUGCUAAGAGAACAGUAAAGAAAUGUUUUCCAGAUGUAGCCCAGCAAAAUUUAAUUGUGUCAAAUACUGAAGGACCUGGAGAAGAAGUGAUGGAAGCAAAUAUUAGACUGCCCACACAGACAUCCAACAUUUGUGACACAAGCAUGUCUGGUGGCACUCUUGGUGGCCAAGGAGUCAAAACACAGCAAAGCUUUGAGAUGGUCAAAGGCGGCUACACUUUGGAUUCCAGCAAAGGAGGUGGACAUCAGACCCUGGAAUCUGUCAAGGGAGCAGGACAGGAUACUGGCAGAUACACAUACACAGACUGGCACAGCUUCACCCAACCUCGGCUUGGCGAAAAGGUGUAUCUGUGUGGACAAGACGAGGAGCAUAAACAUUCCGAAGACUACGUUCGUUCGUAUAACUAUGAAGGAAAAGGGUCUGUGGCCGGCUCUGUAGGCUGCUGCAGUGAUCGGCAGGAAGAAGAAGGGCUUGAGUUUCUUGAUCAUCUGGAACCCAAAUUUAGGACGCUAGCAAAGACGUGUGUCAAGAAAUAA
Messenger RNA from Puma concolor (puma), 2682 nucleotides. It is a transcript of the gene DSC1, whose product is annotated as desmocollin 1. Gene Ontology annotation, cellular component: desmosome; plasma membrane. The record is from RefSeq and is a predicted model, not a curated record. Gene Ontology annotation, biological process: homophilic cell-cell adhesion. Gene Ontology annotation, molecular function: calcium ion binding. NCBI's taxonomy places the organism in Eukaryota, Metazoa, Chordata, Mammalia, Carnivora, Felidae.